CCAUGGAUCCAUCAAACUGGUCUCCAGAACCAUUGGUGACACCUUCAGAAAGAAAAGAGGCAUAGGAAAAAAGAAACAAGAAAUAAACAAAUGUAAGACUCCAGAAUACCGGUUGCUCUGAGUUGGACCGGUUGCUCUGAGUUGGACCGGUUGCUCAGAGUUGGACCGGUUGCUCAGAGUUGGACCGGUUGCUCUGAGUUGGACCGGUUGCUCAGAGUUGGACCGGUUGCUCUGAGUUGCACUCUGCCAUGGUUGCCCAUUGUCACAGAUUCUGUUCGUAGCGUUGAACAGUCUGCGGACCAGCCGAUCCGUUCUGGUGACCUCAGGGUCUGUUUUUGCGGAUGAUCUCGUCCUACUGACCUCAUCGGGUCGUGAUCUACAGCGAUACCGGAGCGGUUCGCAGUCGGGAUGAGGAUCAGGGCCUCCAAAGGGUAGAGGGCCUUCUCCGGGUCGGGGGGACGUCCUGCCCCGAGAGGAGGACUUUAAGUAUCUCUGGGUUCAUGAAUGAGGGAAAACGGAGCGGGAGAUCCACAGACGGAUCGGCGCAGCGUCUGCAGUGCGGCGGGCGCUGUACCGCUCCGUCCUGGUGGAGAGAGAGCCCAGUGAAAAAGACAAGCUCUCGAUUUACCGGUCGAUCUACGUUCCCACCCUCAUCUAUGGUCAUGAGCUUUGGGUCAUGACCGAAAGAACGAGAUCGUGGAUACAAGCGGCUGGAAUGAGUUUCCCUGCAGGGUGUCUAGGUUCAGUCAAUCAAUCAAUCAAUCAAUGAACUUCAUUUAUAUCAUCAGGUACGUUCUGGUCGCAGGUCGUCUGGGACGGACUCAGUAGAGACGCUGCUUCUCCACACCAAGAGGAACCAGAUGAAUCAGGCUUCUGGUUAGGAUGGACGGUGAGGAGAUCGGGUCCCACCAGAGGAAGACAAACAGGAGGGGACUAAUAAUUACAGAGUUUGGUCUGGACUGAAUUAGUCUAGUCUGGUCUGGUACCUGCUGUAUGUUCGGUUGGAUGAAGGUUGGACAUGUGGUCUCUGCCCCCUCACUUCAUCCCAGGCCUGAUUUCAGCUGUUGGCUCGGACCGUUGAGGGUCCAGUUCCUCCGUUUUGCUCCCAUCAGCCUCUCAGGUUGAUUAGCUCUUCAUCAUCAGAAGUCUUCGUCUCUGAGAGUUGAUGUGAGAAACUAAAACCAGGAGAAAUACUUCCUGGUUUUACUGCAGAGUUCUGACUAAAUGUCCCGCUCUACCAGAGAUUUUUAUUUCUUUUGCUGAUGAGUUUUAUUAAGUGAUUGAGGUGAAAACAUUAAACUUUAACGGAGACCAAAGAACCCGGUUCUGUUGGAAUCGUCACUUUGACCAUAAAUGAAUUCAGUUGUGACUUUAGUGAACUGAACAGUGAACCAGUUCUUUCUAAGAGUGAAUCAUAAGUCUGAGGCGUUCAGGGUGUGAGUCGUGUUACAGGUGACCCAGGUGACCCAGGUGAGUUCAGGAAGUGCUCUCCUCUCCAGACUCCCUGGAUCGGUUUGUACGAUGAUGUGAACAGCUGGCGCUGGUCCAUGUCCGCAUCUGACUUCUACCGACAAGACAAGAAGAAGUUCAGGAACUGGGCGUCCAGAGAACCAAACAAUAACUAUGGAAGAGAGAACUGCGUUGAGAUGCGUGGAGACGGACGUUGGAAUGACGAAUUUUGUAAUAGAACUCGAAGUUCCAUCUGCUUGGAUGUCAAAGGGACAAAGGUGACGUUUGUUCACGUCAACGUCAACAUGACCUGGAUGGAGGCUCAGCGGUACUGCAGGGGGCGCCACACCGACCUGGCCAGCGUCAGGAACAUGGCAGAGAACCGGCGGCUGCAGGUCCUGGUGCCGACCGGACAACGGGCCUGGAUCGGCCUGUCCAGAGAGUCCUGGAAGUGGUCGGAUGGAACCGGCUCGGCUUUUAGCUUCUGGAUGUCUGGAGAACCCAGUAAGACCAGACAGAACUGCGCCGCGGCGAACAUGAAAGAUUCUGGAAGAUGGCAAAACUUUUGCUGCACAGAAAAGAAAUCAUCAGUUUGUUCUACAGAUUCAUCUUUAAAGCAAGUGAAGCUGAAGGUGGUGAGAAGUUCCUCUGUGGAUCUGAACGACCCGGACCUGCUGGAAGACCUGCUGACGAAGAUAAAUCAUAUGAAGCAGAAGCUGAGGGAGCAGGGAGUGAGUGGAGACGUCAGACUGAGCUGGAGGAAGCAGAAAGAUGGAAAAAUCUUCCUGAGGAAGAAGGACGAUGAGCUUUAG
Messenger RNA from Xiphophorus couchianus (Monterrey platyfish), 2261 nucleotides. RefSeq names its product macrophage mannose receptor 1-like. The record is from RefSeq and is a predicted model, not a curated record. The coding region runs from base 1548 to 2261 and encodes 237 amino acids. NCBI's taxonomy places the organism in Eukaryota, Metazoa, Chordata, Actinopteri, Cyprinodontiformes, Poeciliidae. The transcript is spliced from 4 exons.